AUGCAUGCCAAUGCCAAAGACCUUUAUUCAAACCUUUUUGAGUACAUCCAUGAGCUUGUAGGUGACAGAGUGCCUGCAUUAAGACUCGUAAAUACGCUGGUUAAGGCGGAUGUACCUCUUCAGACCUUUGUAACUGCAGUUAAGCUCUACAAAAUGAUAUUAAACAGGAUCAAUCGCGUAGAGAUGUGGGGCGCAGAUAGCUGUGGGGUGAAUUUCCGUAUUUUAAAGCGUAGACCUUUUUUGGAUAGUAAUAAUUUUGAAAUUUUAAGAAACCAGUAUUUAAUAUUCCUAUCCUGCUGUGUGAUUGCAUCAAAAUACUAUAGAGAUGUAGCCUUUACAAAUGAAAGUUGGGAACUGGUCUCUGAAACCGAUAAAAGAAGCCUGAAUGAGGCAGAAAGAGUGUGCUUGAUGGCACUAGACUAUCAGGUCAGCGAACAGGGCGACGGAUCGGUUCUCGAAUCGAUUUUGAAAAUACUAAAUAACUCGGGGAUAUUGCUAAAUGAACGAAACACGGGGCCAAUCAAGAGAAUCAAGGUUUUAGUCCGUAAGGUCCUGUGUUUUUCAUAG
Molecule: messenger RNA, 567 nt
Organism: Vittaforma corneae ATCC 50505
Lineage: Eukaryota; Fungi; Microsporidia; Nosematidae
Exons: 1
Coding region: 1-567 (188 amino acids)
Source: RefSeq, a predicted model, not a curated record